AUGGGUCGGGCGCCAUGCUGCGACAAGAUGAGUGUGAAGCGGGGGCCCUGGUCGCCCGAGGAGGACGAGCUGCUGCGGAGCUACGUCCACAACCACGGCACCGGCGGCAACUGGAUCGCGCUCCCGCACAAAGCAGGGCUGAACCGGUGCGGCAAGAGCUGCCGGCUGCGGUGGCUCAACUACCUGCGCCCGGACAUCAAGCACGGCGGCUACACGGAGCAGGAGGACUGGAUCAUCUGCUCCCUCUACAACUCCAUCGGGAGCAGGUGGUCCAUCAUCGCGUCCAAGCUGCCGGGGCGGACGGACAACGACGUCAAGAACUACUGGAACACCAAGCUCAAGAAGAAGGCAAUCGCCAUGCACCAGCAGCAGCAGCAGGAGUACUACCACCAGCAGCAGCAGCACAGCUCAGGCGGCCGCGGCCGCCGCGGCGCCGCCGUCGUCACGCCGCGCGCCGCUGCUCCCCGGAGCCAACAAUGCGCCUCCUCCAUGCAGCCGUCGCCAGCGAGCGCCAGCGACGCGUGCAGCUUCGGGGCCAUGUACCCUUCCCCGUCGAUGACGCUGCAGGCUGCUGCUCCGGUGCUCGCGCGCUACGACGGCACGGCACCAGCGCCAGUGCCGCCGCCGCGGGCGCAGCAGCAAGCGUCUGCGCUCGCCGAGUUCUCCCCCGCGCCGGCCACCGCCAUCAGCGGCACCUGGGCCGGCGGCCUGCCCCUCGACGACAUGUUCCUGCCCGAGCUCCUCGGGGACAGCGAGUUCCCGCCUGGCGGCGACUUCUUCGGCACAGGGUUCGCCCCGCUGCUGCUACAGGACAGGGCGGCGGCGUCCCUGCAGGAGCUCUCCGCGUGCUACUUUCCCAACGCGCAGGCCGAGAUGUGGGCGGCAGCGGAUCAUCACCUUCAUGUCAAGGCGCCGCCGGCUGGCCUCUGCCACAGCCUGACAUGA
Messenger RNA from Miscanthus lutarioriparius, 945 nucleotides. Lineage: Eukaryota; Viridiplantae; Streptophyta; Magnoliopsida; Poales; Poaceae. The record is from the annotation of a GenBank genome assembly.